AUGCCAUUAAAUGCAAUCGGGUGGACUUCUGAAAAGGACGAGGCCCUAGCUGACUUAGUGCGGCCCCAUCCUUUGCUCUACAACCUACUUGAUCCGUCGCGGAAGAAUAUAUUGGCCCGAGAAACGACUUGGCAAGAAAUAUCUCAAGUUCUAUUGAAACCAGUUGAAGAGUGUAAAAAACGCUGGCGAGGCCUUCGUGAUAGGUACAUGAGGAGCAUACGUCUGGGUACAACGCACAAGAUGAAAAACGGCAUAUAUGAGAAACUACAAUUCUUGGAUGCAGUGCUUGUUGAUGGUUCAAGUGAACAGGAGGAGAAUUUUGAAGAAGUCACUAUUGAUGAGGAACAAGGAGAAAUUUGUCCAGAACAGCAAGUCAUUACAGACAAUCAGGAAUACUAUGAGAUAACAGUGGUUGAUGCACCAAAACAGGAACAAACCGAUACAAAUUUCUUAAGAGUAAAACCAAAACAGGAAAUAAAAUUUCCAGACCUAACCGGUGAACCACCAAAGAAGAUAGGAAGAAAGAAUGCUGGUAGAAAAAAGACAAUACCAAUGGCAAGAAACCUAACUCCAGUAAAAAUUUUACCAAAACCAAUUAUAACAAAUGAACCUAAAAUAGUUAGAAUAAUAGAGGAGGCUAAAGUUCCUAACCAGAGAUCUCAAGUUAUAGACAAUCUUAUAGAGAAAAUACUGAAAGAGAAUACAAAUGAAAUUGAUGUGUUCUUCAGAAGUAUGGCAGCCAGUGUUAAAAAGUUACAACCUAAUUUAAUUCCUAAAGUCAAAAUGGAAGUUUGCAAUGUGAUAGCUAAGUAUGAAAUGCAAAGUUUUGAUAAAAGUUCACAGAACAAUUGA
Molecule: messenger RNA, 852 nt
Organism: Leptosia nina
Lineage: Eukaryota; Metazoa; Arthropoda; Insecta; Lepidoptera; Pieridae
Source: the annotation of a GenBank genome assembly